Penaeus indicus is the source of this 1573-nucleotide messenger RNA. Its product is annotated as ribosome-binding protein 1-like. The record is from RefSeq and is a predicted model, not a curated record. The annotation marks the transcript as partial. NCBI's taxonomy places the organism in Eukaryota, Metazoa, Arthropoda, Malacostraca, Decapoda, Penaeidae. The transcript has 3 exons.
AAGAAGCACGCAGGCUUCAGAGGAUUAUCACACGACGGGCCCCGUCAAGUCUCUGCAAAUUGGGGCCCGUUCCCUCUGUCAGAGCCCCGCCCCCCCCUGGAUUGGGGACAGGGCAGGAAAACCCGAAUUGGAAGAACUCCUUGAUCCAUCCCUUUCACACCGAUCGAACCACUCUGUUCUUAGCCUGACUUGCGUUGUGGAUACUCACAAUCUAAAUCUUCAAUGGCUGAGGAGUGGUGACAUUUUUGAGAGGAUCAUUGACGAGUCCUUUGGCGAGGAGAAUCUCUCCUUUUUGCGUUCAGUCCCUUGGCUAUCAUUCAUUCAUCUCAUCUCGGUCUCCUGUAGGGGGCAAAACCAAGGGAGGAAGGGCAAAACCAAGGCCAGAAGGGUCAAAACCAAGGCCAGGAAGGGCAAAGCAAAGCUAGAAGGGUCAAAGCCAAGGCUAGGAAGGGCAAGCCAGGCCAGAGGGCCAAAGCCAAGGCCAGGAAGGGCAAAACCACGGCCAGGAAGGGAAAACCAAGGCCAGAAGGGCAACCCAAGGCCAGGAAGGGCAAAACCAAGGCCAGGAAGGGCAAAACCAAGGCCAGGAAGUCAACCAAGGCUAGGAAGGGCAAAGCCAAGGCUAGGACAGGGCAAAGCCAGGCAGGAGGGCAAAGCAGGCCAGGAAGGGCCCAGCCAGGCCAUGAAGGGCAAAAACCAGGCCAGGAAGGGCAAAGCCAAGGGCCAGGAGGUCACAGCCAAGGCCAGGCAUGGCCAAGCCAAGGCUAGGAAGGGCAAAGCCAAGGCCAGGAAGGGCAAAACCAGUCCAGGAAGGGCAAAAACCAAUGGCCGGAAGGGCAAAGCCAAGGCCAGAAAAGGUCAAAGCAAGGCUAGGGGGGCAAAGCAAAAAAAGGCCAGAAGGGCAACCCGCAUGCCAGUAAAUUUCAAAAACACCCCUGCCCCUUCCUCUUGGGGGCCUUUUCCACGUACCGGCCGUUCUUGCCUAGAAUCCGGUUGGUCCCACGUACUGGCCGGGGUGAAGGUGUUCGUGUCCAGGACUCCUCUGGUCCCUGGCAAAGCCAAGGCCAGGAAGGCCAAACCAAUGCCAGGAAGGCAAACCAGGCCUAGAAGAGGGCCAAGCCAACGGCCAGGAAGGGGCACAACAAGGCCCGGAAGGGCAACGCCCAAGGCCAGGAAAGUGGAGGGGGCAAAAACCAAGCCAGGAAGGGCACACCAAGGCCAGAAGGGCAAAGCCAAGGCCAGGAGGCAAAACCAAUGCCAGGAAUGGCAAAGCCAAGGCCAGGCAGGGGCAAAACCGAAGGCCAUGAAGGGCAAAGCCAAGGCCAGGAAGGGCAAAACCAAGGCCAGGGGGAAGGGCAAAAAAACAAGGCCAGGAAGGGCAAAGCCAAGGCCACAGGAAGGGCAAAACCAGGCCAGGAGGGCAAAGCCAAGGCCAGGAGGAAAGGGCAAAACCAAGGGCAGGAAGGGCAAAGCCAAGGCCAGGAAGGGCAAACCCAAGGGCCAGGCAGGGCAAAGCCAAGCCAGGAGGGGCAAAACCCAGCGCCCGGCCGGCCGCACCAGCCAAGCGACCUAA